AUGAGCCUGGCGAUGGCUUUAUCUCCAAAAAGCAACGCGCUGGCGCUGAAGCGCACGCUGCAGAACGCAGAUCAUCGCCACGAGCGCUCAUCUAAGCGACAUUAUCUCGGAGGUCACGAGGAGCAGACACCAUGGCUCUAUGAGACCAAGCCACUCAAUGGCUGGCGCUCUCUCGGCGAUCCGGCAGUGCAAAACUCGUUACCGCUGGCGAACAUGGUGUCUGCUGUUCAGGACUUGAUUGACCCGGAUUUUGAUCCGUUGACUGCUAUUUUGGAUGACGAGCCUCGUUUCUUGAAACCGUUAGCAGAUCGCAUCGCGCCAGAGGACUUGGAGUUUUUACGUUUUCGAGGUGCGCUUUCGAUUCCCGAGAGUGGUCUGCGAAACGAGCUCUUGCGGUCUUAUAUCCUAUGGGUACACAGUUUCAUGCCGGUACUCAACCUCCAGGAUUUUUUGCGUUGUGUCGCAGAGAACGACCCGGAAGGAAAUGUUAGCGUGCUGCUUUUUCAGGCAGUGAUGUUCGUGGGGACGGCAUUUAUUGAUCUCAAGCAUCUGCAAGAUGCAGGAUACUCGACUCGAAAGAGCGCGCGCAAUGCCUUUUUUACCCGGCUCAGGCUACUCUAUUCCUUUGAUUGCGAAGAAGAUCGCAUCGUAAUUCUCCAAACGCUCCUUUUGAUGACCUACUGGUCAGAUCCCGAGAACAGUCCACAGCGUGAUAUCUGGGAUUGGAUCGGAGUAUGCAACACACAGGCACACUCUAUCGGACUGAACAAAGAUCCUUCAGCUGGCGAUAUGGAUAUCAAGACGAGACGGUUGCGCACUCGACUCUGGUGGUGCUUAUACUCGCGAGACCGGCUCAUCGCCAUGGGGAUGCGCCGACCACUGCAAGUGAAUGAAGGAACAAGCAAUGUUCCUAUGUUAAGAUCAGAAGACUUUGAUUUUGAGCCUUUUUCGCCUUCGGCUGUGGCCCUCUUCCGUUGUCGUCAGCUUGAAGACGUGUCGCAUCAAAAACGUCUAGCGACCAUGUUCAUCGAAAAGGUAAAGCUUUGCCAGUGUAUUGGCAGAGUUCUAUUUGCACAGUAUGCUCCUUCACAGCGCCAAUUUGGAACAACUGAUCGGACCACCGUUACCUUGAUUCCACGACAGGCGUCAGAAUCGGAGUUUACUCGAUGCAGUCAGAAGCUUGACUCGUGGCUUAGUGCACUUCCUAAAGAUGCCCAAUUUAUCCCGGCUUCCAGGAGCAAUUUUCGUGAUGGUGAAGAUGUUCUGCUUCUCCACGGCGCUAUGCUUCGCAUGCUAUACCAUGCCACCACCAGUGCCCUACACCGUCCGUGGGCAGCUCAUUCCAAGGACCAGUCAAAGUCCCGUACGGAGUGGCGUAAGAUUGCUCGCACGAAAAUGCAUGAUGCUGCGGCGGGUAUCACGCACAUUAUCCAAGGCCUUAACCAACUCAAUCUCACGCGGUUCCUUCCACAGUCCGGCGUGACUGUGAUUCUCCCAGCUGCGGUAGCGCACCUAUCAAACUCUAUGUCCGAUAAUCCUGCAGUCCGCGAGAGUAGCAUCUAUAACUUUCACCGCUGCAUUCAAGUGUUGCAUUGCCUGAAAGACAUGUACCCCGCUGCCAAUGUCGAGUUUGCCAACCUUGAAGCUGCCAUCAAGAUGCAGAGUGGCAAUUGCAACUCCAAUACGUUCUUCCAAAUCAUGCAAUACGAUUUCAACGCCCCCGCCUCACCUUUCAAUGCCAACACAGACGUACGAAAACCGAGCAGUGCGGAUUCUAUCACUGCCGCCCAUUCCAUUCGCCAACUGGAAGACAAAUCCGUGACUCCAGCCGAAACUCCGGGCUCUCGGUCCGGGACAUCGUCCACCGCAUCAGACACGCAGCGGCAACGCCAGUCCACCUCCGAGACAGCUCAAAAUACCUCUUCUACUCCUCUAAAUUCAACCAAUCCAUCUCACCGCCCUUUCCCCAACGACUUCGAUGACCACUUCAUGGCAACAGACUCCUCCAGCAACGCCGAUAACCCCUUCAGUUUCCUCGACAUUGACUUUGACACCUUCCCAAAUGUCGCUGGAUCCGACCCCAAAUCCCUCAACAUUCCCUCAAAUCAAGGCCUUGACAGCAUAGACUGGACACAAGCCUUAUUUCAAGGAACUUCUCUACCGGAUCUGGAAAAUUCAAAUUCUUUCGAGACCCAGCGACGAACACAAGGCAUGUCACAUAACUCACAGAGCGGGCAGGACCAAGAGCAGGAUCUCUUUGCGUUUGCACUGAAAGAUGAUAUCGAGGGAGAAUCUCAUUUAAGCAGCCAUUCAUCUGGGCAUGUUAACGGUAAUAUCACUGGUGAUUUGGAUCGGGAUCUUGGGUUUCAGACUGGCGACGAGGGAUUCUAA
Molecule: messenger RNA, 2391 nt
Organism: Penicillium macrosclerotiorum
Lineage: Eukaryota; Fungi; Ascomycota; Eurotiomycetes; Eurotiales; Aspergillaceae
Product: transcription factor domain-containing protein
Exons: 2
Coding region: 1-2391 (796 amino acids)
Biological process (GO): DNA-templated transcription
Molecular function (GO): zinc ion binding; DNA binding
Source: RefSeq, a predicted model, not a curated record